Messenger RNA from Daphnia carinata, 1367 nucleotides. Its product is annotated as glutamate receptor ionotropic, delta-1-like. The record is from RefSeq and is a predicted model, not a curated record. NCBI's taxonomy places the organism in Eukaryota, Metazoa, Arthropoda, Branchiopoda, Diplostraca, Daphniidae. The transcript has 8 exons. Bases 1 to 1323 code for a protein of 440 amino acids. Gene Ontology annotation, molecular function: ligand-gated monoatomic ion channel activity. Gene Ontology annotation, cellular component: membrane.
AUGGCAAUUAAAACGUUUGCCUUUUCUGAACAAUUAAAGAAUCCCCCCUACGACGUUCUAACGUUAAGACCUGACGGGAACUACUCCCACAAAGGCACCGGACCAACGUGGCAAAGGUGGCUUGCUAAAAAGCUGAACUUUACUUUCUCCUACCGCUACGUUGUUCUCAAUCAAACGACUAUCGAAAAAUACGGGGCGUCAAAUAUCGAGUUCGGCCUUCGUCUAAUAGCCGAGAAGGAAGUCGAUGCAUUCGUCAACGGACUGACUGCCACUCCAGAAAGGAAGAAAAAAGUCGAUUUCUCGUACUUCAUUUGGACGGAGCCGUACGCGAUGGUGGUACCUAGACCAGGAGAAGAGCCUCGGCUCUUUGCAUUUGUCCGGCCCUUUCAAUCACUAGUGUGGCUACUGAUUUUGAUAACGAUGUUUGCCGUCGUGGGUUUCAUGAGUUUCUUUUCAAAGUUUUCCCUGAAAAUGGACAACAACGUUGCUGGACAUCGACGAGAGUCGGGGCAAACACAAACCAUGACAUUGUCCUUUUAUGCCGGUUCUUACUUUAUCUAUGUUUUGAACAUCGUAACCAAUCAAGGAGGAAACGUGAAUGCGACACGCCUUUCGUUCCGAAUUCUUGUGGGUGUUUGGCUGCUCAUCGCCACUGUAUUGGUCAACAGUUAUUCGGGCACCAUAGUUUCGUACCUGACUGUACCAAAAAUAAAACCUUCCAUCAACACGUUCGAAGAUUUAGCCAUCAGCAAAGACGUUGAACUCAUUAUCAAGAAGGACGUUGUUAUAGGCCAACAGAUAUUGGAAGCAAAAUCUGGCACUUUCAAGAUUCUCGGUGACAGAACUCGAAAUGAUCCCGGACGUUUGCUGACAGAUCAGACGGAAAUUGACAAAUUAUUAGCAAAAGGAAGUUAUGCUUAUCCAUGGAUUGUAUCGUUUUGCAAAUUUUUCAUUGCCGGCCAAUUUCAAAAAGAUGGAACCUGCCGCUUUGAGAUGUCGGAUCCAGUGCCUUUUCAAACGGCCUUUUUCUCCAUCGUUCUCCAAAAGAACAGCAAGUUUGCACGAGCAUUUAACGACGCCUUGAUGUUGCUCUGGGAAAGCGGGCAAAUUACCUUUUGGGUCACAAACGACAUUCCACGAGCACCAAAAUGCUUCGCUAAAAUAAACCCACGCGCAAAUUUAACUCGACAAGUUCCCAUCCAAUUGAAGGAUCUGAUGAGCGCAUUUUUCAUUUUUGCCAUUGGUAUGGGCCUGGCAAUAUUAGCUUUCGUCAUGGAAAACGUGAUUCACUUUAGAAAUGGCCGCAUGAUGAUGGUUGGUUAACUGCGAAAUCUCACCAAUAUCAGGUGCAUUUCGAGAUGAGUCGA